UUUGUACUUCUUUGAACAUUUGGAUUAAAAGUUUGUUCAAUGAUUUCCCCAAAAGAUAAAAUUUUUACCCUUUAAAUGAUUUUUUAAUUAAAUUUGUAGUAAAAAAUCAAAGUUUUCAUAUUUGAAAACUAUUCGAAUUUGAAAUAUUCCCUGGGAAAUUGUUGAUACAAUCAUUUAGUCCCAAAUGUUUAGAGAGGAGAGGGGAAAUGUUUGUUGACCCUUUGGCUCAACUUACGUAAUUUAUUUUAAACUAUAAAGAAUUUAUUUAUAUUCCGAAUGUCCGCGGAGAUCAAUUUCCUAUCUGAAAGGAUUGCCAUAAAAUUAAGCAAUUUUCUUAAAGAAAGAUAUACUAUAAGUUUCAAGAGAAAGAUCAUUUUUAAAUGACGUAAUUGUUUAACGAGCCACAAAAUGUCAUCAUCGCGAAGACCUGGAUCCACCAAGUUUUACUGAAAAGGCACACUAAUAGUCAGACAACUAUGAAACUUUGGAAAUCAUUAAAUGACAAUCAAACAAAAUGCCAUAUUUUUUGCGUUGAUUCUUAUCAAGCAUUUCCCCGGAAAAUCCAUGAAGCCACAUAAAAAAUUGGAAGAUAUCCAUAAUCACACCUACAAAUCAUCUAAAAUUUAACGAGUUAUUAUCAAUAUUUUCUCAUUUUUCACGUUCUUUGUAAAUUCGUAGGGAAUCAUGGAUUAGAGGGACAUAAAAAAAAAUACACAGUUUCUUGAUUUUCUCAUUAAUUAAUGACUCACAGAUUUUCAUAGUCUUGCUAUCUAUUUUUCUAGAUUUUCGGUAACGAUUUUCAGCUUUUUACAAAAGUUUACUGAGAAUGCAGGAAAAUUUUUCAAUGAUAAUAAAACUUCGUGGAAUACUAAUAGAACAUGACAACUGUACAUUUUUUUACGUCAAGUUUCUCAAUUUUUCCACAGAAAUUAUAAAAAAUAACUCGAAAAAUGAAAAGACAUCGAAAUGUUGCAGCUUCAGAGCCAGUACAGGACAUUAAGACGCCCCUUCUUCUACUGGCUGGUGGUGGUAUUUAACAGAGUUGAUAAAAAACGAAUUAAGGAAAUAGGACCUGAUCGAGCUUGCGCUGAGUGGCUUUUGAGGAAUGGAGCUGCUGUCAAGUGGACGAAUGGUCGUACUUACCUUAAAGACUACAAUGCUCUUCUCCAAGAGACAAAGGUCGUCAGCAGGGCCUCUUAUAUUCAAGGAGUUGAUGCCACUGAUUCUGGGAUUAGUCACGACGGUUUUCCUCACUUUAACGGCUGCAAAUAUGUGGAAUCAAUGAAACUCGUUAAUUGUUUAUACAUCGGAAAUAAUGCGCUGAAAUUGUUGAGUAUAUUGAAAGACUCUUUGCAAUCUCUGGAGAUUACUAAUUGUGGAAAUGUAUCUAACGCAGGACUUGAACAUUUAAAGAUUUUGCAGAACUUGAAGACGUUGAAGCUUUCGAAUCUCCCAGCUGUUGAAAAUGGUGCAUUGGUCGCUGAAGAACUGAAGAAGUCUCUCCCCAAUUGUCAAAUUGAUUUUCAAUAAAGUUUUGAUAUUUAG
Messenger RNA from Diachasmimorpha longicaudata, 1545 nucleotides. RefSeq names its product ATP synthase subunit s, mitochondrial. The record is from RefSeq and is a predicted model, not a curated record. The transcript is spliced from 5 exons. Bases 967 to 1530 code for a protein of 187 amino acids. Lineage: Eukaryota; Metazoa; Arthropoda; Insecta; Hymenoptera; Braconidae.